Messenger RNA from Symbiodinium sp. CCMP2456, 5238 nucleotides. NCBI's taxonomy places the organism in Eukaryota, Dinophyceae, Suessiales, Symbiodiniaceae. The record is from the annotation of a GenBank genome assembly.
AUGUCAUCGGACUCCCAGAUUGCGCAGGCUUGUUCAAAGCGAUGCGGUGCCAAAAUUGUUUACGUCGAUCUCGUCAGCUUGCAAUUCGAGGAAGAAGUAGAAGACGAUGCCCUCGAAGAUGAGAAAGCUCCCGCCGGUGCAGCAGGACCAAAAUUCGGUUCUUCCAGAAGGGUGUACAUCUGUGUUGGGCAGUCGUGCAUCUUCUUGCUGAGAGCCAGCAUGUCUCAGAAGUUGAAAGCAUACGACGGUCAGAUCGACUACGUCUGGAUGGAAAAGAUUGUGCAGGACACGAGCAGCAGGUCUCGAUUUCUCUUGGCCUUGAACGAGAAGCGGCCCAAGGGAUCUCCGUCUCAGUUCAUCGUUGACACGGACAAUCGCGAUGGCUUGCUGACCUUGAUCUGCACGAACUAUGUCUCGGAUUGCAUUCAAGAUCUCGGGAGUUUGAAUACCCUACCCUUCGUGCAGCACAGCUUGGCCACAAGCCCUGCGCCAAGCCGAGUCGCAGCUCCAAAGGGCUUCAAGAUGAUGGAGUUUCGCGGCUACACCUUCUUCAUAAGGCAAAGUUUCAAAGAGCAGCCAAGCAAGAUCUCCAAAGUCUCUACGGGGCACUUCAAGGCCUCUGAGGGAGAUUUGAAUCUGGGGGAGAGGUCCUGGGGAUGGUCGCGGCAAGGCGAGGUGGAGCUCUUUGUGAACGUGGUUGAUCCGAUCCCGUUGUCGGAGUUGAUACCCCUCGGCCGCGAGCACGUCCGAUGGGUGGCAAUGGAAUGCAAAGCCUCCUUGUUGAAGUCAUGGGAUUCCGUGGUUUUGCAGAAUUCUCCGUACACGAAGAAGAUGACGGGGGCUUAUGGCACUGUCCUGGACUGUGACUGUUCUUCCGAGACUCCAUGCUAUGCUGGCCCAGGACAUAGCGGCAUGGAGUUGCUGGCGGCUCGCAGUGCGGGACAGUGCGGCCUGGGGGCGCACGACCAGGAAGACAGCUGGGCCAUCCUGGUGCUCAGGCCUCUGCGGAUCUCUGCGGCCUGCGGCUGGAAGACAGGUCUGAGAGUGUUAGAAGAGUAUUGGGCAUGGGGUCCGAUGGCGGCUGUGAAGGAGAGUGCCUGCAGCUCGCUGAGCCACGUUGGCCAGAUUCUCUUCGAGUACCUUUCGGAGCUGAGCCGAACCGAGCUGGAUUUGUUGUACGCGGAUGCUCCGUCGGUUCGCGUGAUCUUCAGGGAGGCGGUGCCCCCCGUGGCCCAGCAGCUGGUCAUGAGGCUCCUGCUCGGCGGCGCGCGGCCCUUCCAGGAGUCCGUGCUGAAGCGCUGGUGCGCCACCUUGUCGGCCCUGCCGGACACCGCCUACCUCAGUGUCCUACAGCGCCUUCAGAUCCUGCUCCCACAGAAAGCUCAAAAGCCCGGACAAGCUCCGCCCGGACAGCUUCUCAUGCUCCACAAGACGUUUCAAAGUAGCCUAUCUGCGUACUUGCAAGGUGCCCAAGAAGGCCAAUUGCUGAGAGAGCCGACCUGUCCUGGUUCGAGCUCCAAGGAUGCGGAUGUGUUACUGCGGUAUGCGCUUGCCUCCUGGGAGAGCUUCCUGGGAGAGUUGUUGGAUCCGGGCUCCCAGUCGCUGCUUGCAGACUUGGCGUCGGUCUUGAACUUCAAGGAUGGGUCUGGAGGCCUGACGGCGGCAGGAUUCCAGUUCGUGCUGGACGAGCGCCAGCAGCAGCUCUGGCGCUUGGUGAUCUCUUUCCUCAAGAAGGAUGGGGCCGCCGAAACCGGGGCCGAUGGCAGGCAGCGCGCGUUGCAGGCGCUGCUUGCGAUCGGUGAGCUCGGCCUGGGUGAGCGCCUCGCUUCGAGUGCUCCAAGGCCGUUCCUUCGAUUCCUUGUGGAUCUCGGAGUGCUCUACGAGGCCGGCGAGGCCGGUACCGGCGAGGCCGGUGCCGGUACAGGGAGCUUGUUGAUCACGCCCGCCGCGCUGGCGCUCUUUCGAAGGGAUGUGAGCCAGAGGCUCUCCCGCAGCGCCGGUAGUGAGGCAGGGGAGUCACAGGGCCUCAUCGUCGAGAGCAACUUCAAAGUAUACGGUUACAUCUCGAGUCCUCUCCAGGCCCUCCUCCUCGGACACUUCUGCGAAAUCUUGGUGAGGUUACCCAACCUUGUGGUGGGCCAGCUAACGGCCGAAUCAGUCCUGAAGGCCAUGAGCCAAGGCAUCCGUGCAGCGCACAUGCUCCGCUACCUGGAGGCCGCCGCCCACCCGCAGCAGCGACUGCGCGAGGGCGAAAGCGGCGAAGGCUCCGUGCCCUCCAACGUCUGCGGCCAGCUCGAGGUCUGGGAGUCCAGUCGAUCCCGGGCCGCGUCCUCGUCGGCGGUGCUCUUCGAGUGGAGCGCGGAGGACUGCGAGGACACGUUCGAAGAGGCCAAGAAGCUGGCCCAGGCUCAAGGAGCGCUGCUGUGGUCUCGAGGAAGGGAAGCGGAUCGAGCGCCCAUGCUGGUGGUGCGCCCAGAGGCUGCAGCACGGCUUCGAGAGCUCCUUGGGGUUUCGGCGCCGAAGCCGCCGAAUCCGCCCAAUCCAGUGCAACCGGCGAAGACGCCCUCCGCCUUUGCACGGAGCUUGAAUCCGAGCAAGCGGCUGCGGCAGUAUCUGCCUCCGAUGAUGGACGUCGUGCAGGAUUUCAUCCUUGCCAUGAAGUGCCCGAGCAAGUCUGUGAGCGCAGAGGUGGUCCAGGGGAAGCUCCUGAACGAGGUUGCCUUCAUUGCCGACAGUUUCAGCCCGGCCCCACAUCCGAACCUGAAUGCCGACAUCGUCCAGGCCAAGCUCGACGCGCUUCUCUACGACUCCGAAGCUUAUGCCUGGAUCCACAAUCGGUUCAAGCUGCAGCCACACGGGCCGGUUGAUGUAGAAAAGCACGCAACCAUCUUCGUCAAGGGCGUGGUGAAGAGUCUCUACAACGAGCACGUGCUCUCCUCAAUAGAGGUCCUCGAGGAAAUCUCGAGUCGGACCGAAGAGAAUUGCACCCUGGCCGAAGCUGACCUGGAGCCCCUGACGGUGGCGCUGAAGCUGCUGAGCCACCCGGGCCAGGGCCUUCCGAGGCUUGAAAAGAUGAGCCUCCCACCAAUGCCCGAUGCUGUGCUCAACAGCGGCACUCCAGAGGGGACGGCCUCGACACUGACGCUUACCGAAGAUGCAUGGGACUUGCUGGGUCUGAGCGCAUCCGAUGCCAUGAACGACCGAGACAUGCACAUCAAGAACGGUCAGGUGUGCCUUUUGACAGGUGGAGAUUACAUGAAUGCAAAGAGGAGGUAUGCUUUGGACAACCGCGAAGCACAAAGGGCACAGUGGCGACAGCAAGCAGAGCAGCGAUUGGCCAAGGCCGAUGCGCGACGUGGUGGCCUGGACAAGGCUGCAGCCGAGGGCGGCGUGAUGAAAACUGCGAAGUUCACCUGGAGCAAAGACGGGGCGAAGUCCUUUGAGUGGCGGAAGAUCUACCACGCCUUGGUGGGCAAUGUGGGCCCGGGGGAAGGUGGCUUGCUCGCAGAGGCACUGAUCACCCCGACCUCCAUGCGGAUGUACACUGACCACCGCGUCAUGGGCCAGGUGGUCUUGCCAGGAGUCUCGCACGUGUCUCUUAUGGCCGCAACAGCAUCUCAGGGAUUCCCAAACCCCGGUGGCGGAUUGGGUGAUUGGCACAUCAGCGUCAAGGAGGUUCUCUUCGAGCGGCCUUACAUCGUCCACUCCGGUGCUGAGCUCAUCGCAGCCAUCGCUAAUGGUGUGGAUCCCUCGACCGUUCAGGCCAUGGCUGGUGGACUUCCGAUCCCGAUGACACCUGUGGGUGUGCCAACCACAUACUGUCGCGCGACGAAUGUGACAAAGGAGCGUGGCAUUGUCAAGUCUACGCUGGCAUACACGCCUGGCAAGCUCGCGUGGCUCAUUACUUGGCACACAGGUUCCAGCGUGACCCUGACAGAUCUCAUCCAGGGUGUGAACGCUGCCGGGGUUUCCAAGGAGACGUCGGAAGUUUUUGAGGACAUUCUGCCGGGGGCUUUCAGGUUCUACGUCUAUGCGAAGCGCAUCUCUUUUGCAUUUCAGGGCGUUUCUGCUGCAUUUGCGACCUUGCAACCUUCAAGCUCCCUGGGAGCUCAAGGCAAGGCGGCGUGGCCGGGCAUGACGGCUCUCCCGUUUGAACCCUUCUCAGGCGCGGGCGAUGGAAAGGAGGUUGUGAAGGUGACUUGCACCUUCACCGACAAGGUCAUGCAGGCGUUGCUCGAAACUGGGCACCUGCGCGCAGACCUGGAAGACCUGGACCUAGGCGAGGGUUGCAUGAGCAUGGAGUAUGCCGCCCUUCUUGCGAACCUCCUCUGCUGCGAGACCUCCUCGACCAACCUGAAGGCUUGUGUUUGCAGGAUGAUCAUCGCCGACGAGGACAUCGGCCAGAACGGCCAGGCCACCGUCUUGGCGGAUGGGCUCAUGCAGCUGCUCUGGAGAGGCGCGCCCUUCCUGGUGACCUACGCCUGUGCGGCGUUGGUGAACCUCUGCCAGGGCCAUGAAGUUGUUCGAAGUCAUCUCAUUCACAACGACAUCAUCCCGCUCUGCAAGCAUAACAUAAGGACAUACGAUAACGACCUGGUGCUGUACUCGCUCAUGGUUCUGGUUCAGUUGACAAAGAGGUCCAAUCAUCGUGCGUCCGUGGAGAGGUACGGGCUUCUGGAGUUCUGCACCGGCUUGCUGCACUCGCUCCAUGCCCAAACAGAGACGAGGUGGAGGGUGCUGGCCGAGCUCUGCAACAUCCUGGGCCAGCUCUUCGCCGACGACGCGUCGAGGGAGGCUGCAGCCGCACCAGAGAGUCAGGUCUUCGAUUUCCUGAUGACGCUCAUGGAGUCUUCCGUCUCCCAAGGCGUGUCGCCGCUGCCUGACUGGAGCAUCAAGCUUCAGAGCAAGGUGCUGCUCGCCUUGCGCUCUCUUUGCCAAGUGUCGGCAUCGCGCCGUCAGCAGGUCUGCGACCAUGCGAGCAAGCCUCUGCCCAAGCUCAUGUCGGCACUGGGGAACCAGGCCAACCUGGAGCAUGCGGAUUGGAUGAACCAGGCUAUACUGCUCUGCUCGGCACUGAGCACCACCAGGGAGCACCUCGUGGACCUGAAGGAGGCUGGCUGGGAGCAGGCCUAUCCGGUGAUGAGCACUUGCCAGACUGCGGCCGAGCGCGACCUUCUCCGAGAGAGGAUGAUGGUCAUCAGCAACGCGAUUGCCACGCUUGCAGGUCAAAGCAAGUAG